CUAAGAAAUUCAGUUAAACCAGCGUCAAGUACUUUUAUCCUUGUCGCACUCUCCACUCUAUCUCCACCGCUAAUGUGGGCGGAGUUGUUGUUUACAGCUAACAGCUGACUUUGAAUCGCUUGCUUAACAGGACACAGGACCACGCACGAAGCAAGGUCCGCGUGUUAACGUGAACAAAGUUUUUUUCCAACCCAGGGAGAAUCUGUGCCUUGAAAAGUAUCACAGGACCCUUUUUUUGUAAAGAUUAUCUCGGUUAGGGUGUCAAUUUGAGGAGUCGAGAGAUGAAGCUGCGAGGCAAGGAAGGAAAAGCACCCAUUCAAAAGCCGCUGUGCAGACUGUGCGAGUGUCCGACGUCGGACGGGCACGUCCUCGCGUCGCAGGUGGACAGGUUCAAGCUGAGGAAAUGGGCCAUGGAGGUCAUGAACCUGACGGAAGAAGACGAAAACUUGCCGGAUGUGGUCGAAGAAGACGCUUUGAUCUGCUAUUUUUGCAUUUGGCAGGCCGAGUUUGGGGAUGAGUCUGGAGAUGAAUCUGUGGCUUGGUGGCCGAAAAAACUUGAUUUGGAAGAAAACGCUAGGGUGCUGCGGGAGAAUUAUUCAGUUGGUGAAGUAGAGCAGUGUUGGGUGCAGUUGGAAGAGGUUGAUCUGGCAAAAUAUACAAAGGAAUCCCCUAAGAAGAGAAAAUUCGACAUUGAUCUGGCCAAAUACGAAAAGGAAAUCCCUCUGAAGGGGAAAUACGGCAGUGGAGUGUGUUCUUACUGUGGCAAGAGAUGCAACGAUCUGAGACAGCACGUCAGAGGGCAUCACAAAGAAGCAAUCAAAUGUGGAAUUCGGGGCUUCAUGACUUUCUUUCACACCGAGGAGGAAAAAGAGCAGCACAUGCAAGAGGAUCUUCACUCGAUACACAAAAACCCACGCAGGGAAAUAUGUUGUGAAUAUUGUGAAAAGGUCAAUAUUUUUUCCUCACUCAAAUCUUGGAGGAUGCACAUGAAUCGCAAGCAUCCGGAACUGGUGGCGUGCACGCAUCGUGGUUGCAAAGAGUUCUUCAAAUCUAAGUCUGAAAUGAUUCUCCAUAUCAACUCGCACAAACAAGCCAUAAAUAAAAAUCUUUACCUAUGCAAGCAUUGCGAGUAUUUCGCCACAAGGAAGAACAGGUUGAGACAACAUGAAGAGGCGAAGCAUAUGCCAAAGAUCUUCAAAUGCGACAGUUGCGGCGCCAGUUUUGGCUCGAAAUUGAUGGUGAAAAGACAUUUCAAACAAUGUAACAUUCUCGACAAGUGCAAAUCUUGCAGCAAGGACGUGGCUCUCAAAUACAAAGCACGCCACAGAAAGUCAUCAGUUUGCUCGAAGUGCAAACUCAGUUUCGAGUGCGCGGGUUUGUACCAAUUGCAUCGGGAAAAAUGCAAACAACCCCUCUUUAGUUGCGAAGAGUGUGGAAAAUCAUUCAACGAGCGUUGGAAGUUGAAUCGUCAUGUGAGACAAUUUCACACCAAAUCUGCGACCUUUCGCUGCGACCAUUGCGACUAUUCUGCAUUUUAUAAGGCAUACAUGGCGGACCACAUCCAAUGGAAUCAUUUUCCAAAGACGAUUAGGUGUGAAGAGUGCAACACAUUUUAUGCUUCUGAACGAAUUUUAAAAAUACACAAGCGCAGGUGGCACGAAUACAUUCGGUGCGCAGAAUGUGGUCAGGAGGAGCGCCGUCACAACAUGACGAGACACCGGCGCGUCAAGACUUGCCGCCACUGCAAAUGCAAGUUGAAGUGCUCAGGACUCCUUCAAAAGCACAUUAAUAAGUGCUAUGUGCACGCAAAUCGUAAUAAUUUCUAUUGUGACAAGUGCCCGAGAAUAUUUUGCCACAAGAGACAAUUGUUUUCUCAUUUUGUCAGGAUGCAUAAUGAUGUAUAAAUAAAAUGAAUACUGGCACUC
Messenger RNA from Cloeon dipterum, 1925 nucleotides. Its product is annotated as zinc finger protein 780B-like. Lineage: Eukaryota; Metazoa; Arthropoda; Insecta; Ephemeroptera; Baetidae. The transcript is spliced from 3 exons. The record is from RefSeq and is a predicted model, not a curated record. Gene Ontology annotation, biological process: regulation of transcription by RNA polymerase II. Gene Ontology annotation, molecular function: chromatin insulator sequence binding. Bases 282 to 1904 code for a protein of 540 amino acids. Gene Ontology annotation, cellular component: chromosome.